UAUUGAUAAAGAUUUUCUCCCUCGAAUUUUCCAUGUAAAUAGCUGCAAAGGUAACAUUUUUGACAUCAAAAUCAAUUCUUUGAAUCAUGCUCAAGCUCAUCUCUUCCAAAUUCAAACCAUCGAAAUCCCUAACCGGAAUUCAAAUUUCUCUGUUUCACCAUCUCUCCAACACCUCUGCUCACUCGAGUUCAUCAAAGACUGCACCUUUCAGUCGAAAUUAUACUGGGUUUUGGCUGUCUAGGUUUUUCAGUCGAGUGAGGAGCUUUUGCAGUGAAUCGGUGGGGAGAGAGUGCUUGAAUUAUGACGUGGUGAUUGUUGGGGCGGGACCUGCUGGUUUGUCAGCUGCAAUUAGAUUGAAGCAAUUGUGCAAGGAAAAUGAUGUUGAUUUGUCUGUUUGUGUUGUGGAGAAGGGGGCUGAAGUAGGUGCUCAUAUACUAUCAGGGAAUGUUUUCGAGCCUCGGGCAUUGGAUGAGCUUCUGCCAAAUUGGAAACAAGAGGAGGCACCCAUCUAUGUCCCUGUUUCGUCUGAUAAAUUUUGGUUGCUUUCUAAGACUCGAGCUUUUUCCUUACCAUCUCCAUUCGAUAACCAAGGAAAUUAUGUCAUAAGUUUGAGUCAACUGGUACGUUGGUUGGGUUUGAAGGCUGAAGAAUUAGGAGUUGAGAUAUACCCAGGCUUUGCAGCUAGCGAGAUCCUAUAUGACUCAACUGAUAAGGUAGUCGGCAUUGCUACCAAUGAUAUGGGAGUGGCUAAAGAUGGCUCUAAAAAAGACAUUUUUCAGCCGGGUGUGGAAUUAAAAGGCCAUGUGACUCUAUUUGCAGAAGGCUGUCGAGGGUCUCUAUCAGAGAAAGUGAUAAGUAAGUACAACUUGCGAGAAAAAGGGCACGGGCAACAUCAGACUUAUGCUUUAGGAAUUAAAGAGGUUUGGGAGAUUAAUGAAGACAAGCAUCAUCCUGGCUCUGUGCUCCACACCUUAGGCUGGCCCCUGGAUCCCAAGACCUAUGGGGGAUCUUUCUUGUAUCAUAUGAAAGAUAAACAGGUUGCUCUUGGAUUUGUGGUUGCCUUGAACUAUAGCAAUCCUUACUUGAAUCCUUAUGAAGAGUUUCAGAAAUUUAAGCAUCACCCUGCAAUCCAGCCUCUGCUUGAAGGAGGUACUGCCCUUGAGUAUGGUGCUCGAACAUUGAACGAAGGUGGCUACCAGUCCAUACCAUAUCCAGUUUUCCCUGGUGGAGCAAUCAUCGGAUGUUCGGCUGGUUUCCUAAAUGUACCAAAAAUAAAAGGAUCCCACACUGCAAUGAAAUCAGGAAUGCUAGCUGCAGAAUCUGCAUUCCGAGCACUUCGCGAAGGCUCACCAUUAGAAGCCUUCUGGGACAGUUUAAAAAGUUCUUGGAUAUGGAAAGAGCUUCACAGUGCAAGAAAUUAUCGACCGGCAUUUGAUUAUGGUCUAUAUCCUGGUCUAGCACUAAGUGCUUUGGAACAUUAUAUAAUGAAGGGUAGAUCUCCAUGGACACUGAAGCAUGGAAAACCUGAUCACGAGGCAACAGAUGAAGCGCAGAAGUGGAACCCGAUUGAAUACCCAAAGCCUGAUGGCGUUAUAUCUUUUGACGUACCAACAUCUUUGUACAGGAGCAGUACAAAUCAUGACCACGACCAACCAGCUCACCUUCGCCUGAGGGACCCAAAAAUUCCUGAACUUGUAAACUUGCCCGUGUACGCUGCACCUGAAUCAAGAUAUUGCCCAGCUCGUGUUUAUGAGUACACCGCAGAUGAAAAUGGCCAUCAGAAGCUACAGAUCAAUGCUCAAAACUGCCUGCAUUGCAAGGCCUGUGAUAUUAAGGACCCGAAACAGAAUAUCGAGUGGACAGUACCAGAGGGCGGCGGAGGUCCUGGAUAUACAGUCAUGUAGGCAGUUUGCUGUUUAAUUUAUGGUACAGUCAGAUCCCUAACUAGGUUGUUGAACUAGUGUUCAAUUGAACUUACAUAAUGUAAUAAACUGUUUAUUUGGAAUUGAUCAGUCAACCACAAUUUACAUCACAUCUGGUUUCCCAUGUGAGAAAUUUUAUUGCAAUUUUUGUAUUCUA
Salvia hispanica is the source of this 2079-nucleotide messenger RNA. It is a transcript of the gene ETFQO, whose product is annotated as electron-transfer flavoprotein:ubiquinone oxidoreductase. Lineage: Eukaryota; Viridiplantae; Streptophyta; Magnoliopsida; Lamiales; Lamiaceae. Gene Ontology annotation, molecular function: iron-sulfur cluster binding; electron-transferring-flavoprotein dehydrogenase activity. Gene Ontology annotation, biological process: electron transport chain. The record is from RefSeq and is a predicted model, not a curated record. Gene Ontology annotation, cellular component: mitochondrial inner membrane.